Molecule: messenger RNA, 894 nt
Organism: Cladocopium goreaui
Lineage: Eukaryota; Dinophyceae; Suessiales; Symbiodiniaceae
Source: the annotation of a GenBank genome assembly
AUGGAAGAUGAUUCUGAGGAAGAGAGGGAGGAGGAGAGAAGGUGGGUGGCGCGUGUCCUGAAGUUUGGCCGCUACAAAACGGCCAAACUGCUGGCACGCGGUGGCAUGGGCGCGGCCUUCAAAGUCACAGUGCGUGACCGGUCGGCAAGAGCUUUGAAGCUGGCAUUGCCAAUGGCCAGCGGAGAAGGCGAUGUCUUUCUGAAGGAGGCCAUGGCCCGCCAUGGCAUCAGGUACAUCGAGAUGGAGCUUUUGGAUGGCGAUCUCCAUACAGAGAUCAAGAAGCACCGCUUGGGUCACUUGCCGCCGGAGAUGUCGGGGAAAUUCCUGAAGCACAUCACGUCCGGCCUGAUGCACUUGCACAGCAGGUAUGAGAUGAUGUGUGGCGAGCUGUUGUACGAGGACCUGCCGACGGAGGAUGUCACAAUUCCUCGCGUUAACUGGCCGGCAUUCAAUGGGUCACUGCAGACGGCAUUCUACCAGCUGAUGUCGACCCCCAGCCACGUCCGUGCCUUGACUGUGGUCGGAGAACUUUCAGAGCUCUGCGGAGAUUGGGUUCAGCCGAAGACUGGAGCAGCGAUUGAAAGAGCCCGGAGAAAGGGUAAUGCUGACCCUCAGCUCAAUGCCAUGGCCAACCAGGAGAGGAAGAACCGCCGCAGAAAGGCAAAGGCUAAGAAAAAGGCGGAGAGAGGCAAGGUGACAGUGAAGCAAGAGAAGGCGGAGGACGAUGGCAGUGAGGAGGCAAACUUGGACCAUGACAAUGACGACGGAGAGGACCUCAAUUUGGAGCUGCAGAAGUUGGCUACCCGCCGCACCGUUGGAAAAGAUGACAGGCAGAAGCGUGCGCGGCGAUUUGAAGGGGUUGCUUGCGUUGCAUCCAGACAGUUUUGUCGUUAA